Molecule: messenger RNA, 1090 nt
Organism: Salvia hispanica
Lineage: Eukaryota; Viridiplantae; Streptophyta; Magnoliopsida; Lamiales; Lamiaceae
Product: putative BOI-related E3 ubiquitin-protein ligase 3
Molecular function (GO): ubiquitin-protein transferase activity
Source: RefSeq, a predicted model, not a curated record
UAACAAUUCAAAACCAAAAGCACUAUAAGCAAUUUAUUCAAAAUCAACACAUGAUUCGUCUUUCAAAUUCAAAGCUCCACACUUGAAUCAAUUUCAUCCAUCAAUGGAUAUGUAUAACAGCAACGUCGACGGCCGGAUUUCGCAGCAAGUGCCCUACUUCAACACCCCCAAUCUUCUUGAUCAUCACCCCCCUUACAUUCCUCCUUUUCAAGUUGCGGGCUUGGCUCCAGGCCUGCCUCACGAGGAGAACGAGCUGGAUUCUCAGUGGAAUUUAGGGCUCGAGGCGAAGAAAAAGCGGCCGAUUGAACAAGUUUUUCUGGAGAAUAAUCUGAAUAAAAGCAACAGCAGCAACAAUUCUCAGAUAUCAUCCGUGGAUUUGCUGCAGCCCCGCUCAGUGUCAACCGGGCUGGGCCUCUCGCUGGACAAUCCACGAUUGGCAUCUUCAGGUGACUCGCCCUUGCUCGGGCUGGUCGGAGAUGCUCUUGAUCGCGAGCUGCAGAGUCAGGAUGCUGAGAUUGAUAGAUACAUUAAAGUUCAGGGUGAACGUCUGCGACAAGCUAUUCUAGAAAAAUUCCAAGCAACCCAACUCCAGACCUUGUCAUACGUUGAAGAGAAGGUUCUGCAAAAGUUCCGGGAGAAAGAGGCCGAGGUGGAAGAUAUCAACAAAAAGAACGUGGAGCUUGAACUGCGGAUGGAACAACUCGUUCUGGAGGCAAACGCUUGGCAGCAACAGGCAAAUUACAGCGAGAACAUGAUCAACGCCCUCAAGCACAACCUAGAGCAGGCUUAUGCGCAAAGCAGGGACAGUAAAGAAGGGUGUGGGGAUAGCGAGGUUGACGACACGGCAUCGUGCUGCAAUGGCGGCCCGGUCGACUUCCUCCUCCCCAAGGACAGGAAGGAGUUGAUGAGGUGUAAGGUGUGUAGAUUGAAGGAAGUGUGCAUGCUUUUGUUACCUUGUAAACAUGUAUGUUUGUGUAAAGAAUGUGAAAGCAAGUUGAGUGUGUGUCCAUUGUGUCAGUCCUCCAAGUACAUAGGCAUGGAGGUUUAUAUGUAAUGAAAUUAUAUGAAUCUAAUGCUGACUUUGUCUUAA